UUCUAAAGAUUCAAAACCAUCAGAAUUUAUUGAUGAAAUUGAAACAUACCUAGGAGUUCCAUCAUUAUACAAAUUUACUGAAAAACAAGGUGAAGUGAUUGAUAACUUAUUGCUAGAAGAUGAGAUAAAUGUUCCUGAAUCAGGUCCUGAUGAUGUGGUGUUGUCAUUGCUUAAAAUUGGUGUGAUAUCUUACCUGGAUUGUGAAUGUCCUGAUUUCAAAUUGAGAGAAGGUAGAGUUGUUGGGUUUACCUCACCCAUAAACAGAUUAUUAUCAUUUUUUCAAAGAUAUGCUCCAAUGAAAGAACCAUUGAGAGGUGAAUUUAGUUUACAUGACUUGACCAAAGAAGCUUUAUCCAGAAUUGAUCCUAAGACAUUGAAAAACAGUUUGGGUGGCAUAUAUUCACCAAUACCCAUCCAGUCACACCUAAUUCUUGAUUUCAGAGAAACAAAAUUAGUGAGAAAAUUCUAUGCCAAGACUUGGUAUAUUAAACCAAAUGCAGAUUUUACAAUUUUAGAUGUUUCAACUGAACAUGAUCAAUUUACAAUUCUAAAUAAGAAAAGACCUAUAUCACAAACAAAAACUGAUAAAAAAGAUACCAAAGAUCAUGAAAAACAUAUAUUCAAAUUAAUAGAUGAUUUUUAA
This is a messenger RNA of Entrophospora candida, 643 nucleotides long. The record is from the annotation of a GenBank genome assembly. NCBI's taxonomy places the organism in Eukaryota, Fungi, Glomeromycota, Glomeromycetes, Entrophosporales, Entrophosporaceae.